ACUAGCUGAAACCAUAUAAAUGUAUACUAAUUUAUCGUGUUGCUACUUGGUCGACAACACUAGAUAUGUAUGAAACAAUUUUUAAUGAGGAAGCAGAAACGAAAAAAUGUCUUUGGUCCAGCCUCCUAGAUGAAGUGACAAAUAAAGCUAAAAUUGGUCUAUCGGACUCCAAAAAUCUUGUUGUAUUUGGUGAUGAUUUGAGCGGAAAAUCAACCUUGAUUUGUCGGCUUCAAGGCAAUGAAGAUAAAGAGGAGGGAUUCGGCUUGGAAUAUGAUAUAAUCGAGGUGAAAGAUGAAGUAAAAGAUGUUUCUGCAAACCUUAGCGUCUUCAUUAUCGAUGGAAACCCUAUUCAAAGCCAUUUGCUGAAAUUUGUGGUAACUGAGGAUUCGUUCAACGACCAAAUGGCUCUUAUGGUCGUCAGCAUAAAUGAACCUUGGAAAAUAAUUGAAUCUUUGGAAAAAUGGGCAGAAAUACUUAAUAAACACAUAAACAAACUAAAACUAUCAAAAGAAAUGAUAACAGCCUGCAAAUCAAGGAUUUCAAAAGAAUUUCAUGGCUACGCUGAGCCAGAAGCGUCAACAAAUGUUAUUAUUAGUCAAGUAAAUUCAGUUUCAUUUUCCACUAUGUAUGCAACAUCUCAAGAAACUACGUCUCGGCCAUCAUUUUCAAAUGAUAAUGAAGAAAUGUACGAAGAUAAUGUAUUGAAUAACAAUCUUGGUGUACCGUUAAUCGUUGUUGUGACAAAGACGGAUUUAAUGAAGGUAAUGAUCAAAGAAAAUCAAUAUUCAGAAGAACAUUUUGAUUUUAUACAAAUGCAUAUACGACGAUUUUGUCUUUCAUAUGGAGCAGCGUUAUUCUAUGUGUCAGUGAAAGAAGAUAAAAACUGUGAUUUACUAAAUCGUUACAUUCAACAUCGUAUUUAUGGGUUUCCUUUUAGUCAAAGUGCGUAUAUAGUAGAAGGAGAUUGUGUUUUCAUUCCAGCAGGUUGGGAUAAUCAUAAAAAGAUUAAUAUCCUAGGUGAAAAUUUAACAAAAAUCAAUGCGCAGCAUCCUUUUUCUACAGUUAUUCCAAGACCAGUACCACGUAAAGCAAUUCACAGAGAACCAGAAAUAAUGACGAUUGAUGAACAGGCUUUUCUCCUUCGACUUUCAACAAUAAAAGAAAACGAGAACAUAGAUCCUAACACGCUAAAGGAAUUCUUAGGCUCUGGGGGAUUACAUUCAAAUUCAAAACAGCCUGCAAAUAGUUUUAAAAUUGGAUCAGGUGCUAAAACAAUGGAUGAUAACAAUCGUUUACCGGUCAGUCCAACCCCUAUAUUUCGUGCAAAAAUUUCUCCCGUAGGUCCAAUAAAUAAUUUAACUAGUACUCCUUCCAUACAAGGUACUUCAGAUGGUGUAUUAGCUGAUUUCUUUUCAAAUCUGCUUAAGAAGCGACCGGUUGUAAAUAACACUACUGGAGAAACGUCUACUGAGCCUCAGCUUCAACGUACAUCACAAUCAUCAGACCCAAAAGACAAACAGCAAGAUAACAUGGAUGAAAGUGCGAAAUUUCCAAAGAAAAGUAUAAAUAAAGAUGAGGAAAUAAGUUUCACUAUCGAGAUUACAGAACAAGUUACAAAGAGCGCGCAAGAGAAAACAGAUUCUAAAGACAUGAAUGAACAAAACUAUGACCCCAGGGUUGAUCAUGAAAAAGUGGAAAACGAGAGUGAAAAAGAAACAAAUGUAACGAGAAAUAUAAAAGAAGACGAGGCUAAAAAGCAGGAACAAUAUAAGAAAAUAGAAAGGAAACCAACAAAAGAAGUGCAAGAAAAUCAUCAAAGCAUAGAGUCGGAAAAACUAGUAGCACAAAAAGGACAUACACCGUCACAAAAUGAACAAAAAGAGAGCGAGACACAUAAAAAUAGCAGCAGGAACUACGAAAAUCGAAGCGAAAUCCCCACUGAACUCGUAGAAGAAAUUCAUGAAGUGGAGAGUGAACAAAUAUUCGACGCUCCUUUGGCCGCUUGCAUGAGUACGUCGAAGGCACACUUAGAUCGAGUGAUUGAUCAACCACCUGUUGUCGAGUUGUCCCAAAUAUCAGAUAAUAUGACUGACCACAUCGACACAGCGCAUCUAAACAAUCAACUUCACACCUCUCCCGACAACACAAAUCCCACUGAUCUCAACGACAAAAUCAAUGAAGUGGACAGCACAAUGAACUCCGAGUUGACAAUAGUUCCCAGUCACAUAUCUCCACUGUUGGGACCCACCUCGGAAAUCAGUAUCACCACAAUACACAGUGACAUGAUGACUGAAAGUCGUCUUGACCAGAAUCACGAACUGCCUGAGACUAGUCAUCAGGACUUGCAAAAUCAAAGCAAAACUCCCACUGAACUCGUAGAAGAAAUUCAUGAAGUGGAGAGUGAACAAAUAUUCGACGCUCCUUUGGCCGCUUGCAUGAGUACGUCGAAGGCACACUUAGAUCGAGUGAUUGAUCAACCACCUGUUGUCGAGUUGUCCCAAAUAUCAGAUAAUAUGACUGACCACAUCGACACAGCGCAUCUAAACAAUCAACUCCACACCUCUCCCGACAACACAAAUCCCACUGAUCUCAACGACAAAAUCAAUGAAGUGGACAGCACAAUGAACUCCGAGUUGACAAUAGUUCCCAGUCACAUAUCUCCACUGUUGGGACCCACCUCGGAAAUCAGUAUCACCACAAUACACAGUGACAUGAUGACUGAAAGUCGUCUUGACCAGAAUCACGAACUGCCUGAGACUAGUCAUCAGGACUUGCAAAAUCAAAGCAAAACUCCCACUGAACUCGUAGAAGAAAUUCAUGAAGUGGAGAGUGAACAAAUAUUCGACGCUCCUUUGGCCGCUUGCAUGAGUACGUCGAAGGCACACUUAGAUCGAGUGAUUGAUCAACCACCUGUUGUCGAGUUGUCCCAAAUAUCAGAUAAUAUGACUGACCACAUCGACACAGCGCAUCUAAACAAUCAACUCCACACCUCUCCCGACAACACAAAUCCCACUGAUCUCAACGACAAAAUCAAUGAAGUGGACAGCACAAUGAACUCCGAGUUGACAAUAGUUCCCAGUCACAUAUCUCCACUGUUGGGACCCACCUCGGAAAUCAGUAUCACCACAAUACGCAGUGACAUGAUGACUGAAAGUCGUCUUGACCAGAAUCACGAACUGCCUGAGACUAGUCAUCAGGACUUGCAAAAUCAAAGCAAAACUCCCACUGAACUCGUAGAAGAAAUUCAUGAAGUGGAGAGUGAACAAAUAUUCGACGCUCCUUUGGCCGCUUGCAUGAGUACGUCGAAGGCACACUUAGAUCGAGUGAUUGAUCAACCACCUGUUGUCGAGUUGUCCCAAAUAUCAGAUAAUAUGACUGACCACAUCGACACAGCGCAUCUAAACAAUCAACUCCACACCUCUCCCGACAACACAAAUCCCACUGAUCUCAACGACAAAAUCAAUGAAGUGGACAGCACAAUGAACUCCGAGUUGACAAUAGUUCCCAGUCACAUAUCUCCACUGUUGGGACCCACCUCGGAAAUCAGUAUCACCACAAUACGCAGUGACAUGAUGACUGAAAGUCGUCUUGACCAGAAUCACGAACUGCCUGAGACUAGUCAUCAGGACUUGCAAAAUCAAAGCAAAACUCCCACUGAACUCGUAGAAGAAAUUCAUGAAGUGGAGAGUGAACAAAUAUUCGACGCUCCUUUGGCCGCUUGCAUGAGUACGUCGAAGGCACACUUAGAUCGAGUGAUUGAUCAACCACCUGUUGUCGAGUUGUCCCAAAUAUCAGAUAAUAUGACUGACCACAUCGACACAGCGCAUCUAAACAAUCAACUCCACACCUCUCCCGACAACACAAAUCCCACUGAUCUCAACGACAAAAUCAAUGAAGUGGACAGCACAAUGAACUCCGAGUUGACAAUAGUUCCCAGUCACAUAUCUCCACUGUUGGGACCCACCUCGGAAAUCAGUAUCACCACAAUACACAGUGACAUGAUGACUGAAAGUCGUCUUGACCAGAAUCACGAACUGCCUGAGACUAGUCAUCAGGACUUGCAAAAUCAAAGCAAAACUCCCACUGAACUCGUAGAAGAAAUUCAUGAAGUGGAGAGUGAACAAAUAUUCGACGCUCCUUUGGCCGCUUGCAUGAGUACGUCGAAGGCACACUUAGAUCGAGUGAUUGAUCAACCACCUGUUGUCGAGUUGUCCCAAAUAUCAGAUAAUAUGACUGACCACAUCGACACAGCGCAUCUAAACAAUCAACUCCACACCUCUCCCGACAACACAAAUCCCACUGAUCUCAACGACAAAAUCAAUGAAGUGGACAGCACAAUGAACUCCGAGUUGACAAUAGUUCCCAGUCACAUAUCUCCACUGUUGGGACCCACCUCGGAAAUCAGUAUCACCACAAUACGCAGUGACAUGAUGACUGAAAGUCGUCUUGACCAGAAUCACGAACUGCCUGAGACUAGUCAUCAGGACUUGCAAAAUCAAAGCAAAACUCCCACUGAACUCGUAGAAGAAAUUCAUGAAGUGGAGAGUGAACAAAUAUUCGACGCUCCUUUGGCCGCUUGCAUGAGUACGUCGAAGGCACACUUAGAUCGAGUGAUUGAUCAACCACCUGUUGUCGAGUUGUCCCAAAUAUCAGAUAAUAUGACUGACCACAUCGACACAGCGCAUCUAAACAAUCAACUUCACACCUCUCCCGACAACACAAAUCCCACUGAUCUCAACGACAAAAUCAAUGAAGUGGACAGCACAAUGAACUCCGAGUUGACAAUAGUUCCCAGUCACAUAUCUCCACUGUUGGGACCCACCUCGAACAUGUUAGUCACCUCACAACCUGGUACUAAUAGUUCAUGCACUGGUCCUUCUGACAGUCUAGGUAACGAAAGUAAUUCCGCUGUUUCACCUGAUAUUGUUUUAUUGGGAUCGGAUUUUACAUCUACAGUUGUUCCAGAUUUAACAUGUUCCGAAAAUACAUCAUCAAAUGGUAAUUCGAUUUUUACUGAGAAUUUUCUCGAAACUGUUAUUUCACCGAUGAAACAAGAAACAUUCGGUGCUUCUUCAGAUAUCAAUUCACCACUCUCUAUUCAAAAGUCCCUAGAAAAUAUAAAAGUUCAAUCACAUUUGAAACCGUCGUCUUAUAUGAACACCACUAUUCAGAAAAGCAAUUCCUUACCACCAAGCCCUAAAUUAUUACAAAAACCAACAGUUAAACAAAGCGCAAAUAGUUCACCAAGGUCACCUACAAUGACUGGGCCGAAUUUCAGACAGACAAGUAACUUAACGAAUACAAAAACAAAGUAUGCAAGUUCAAACAGUGCGAAUGCAUCACCCAAUCUUGUCAGAAAACCAUUAUCUUAUUUGUCAAAGAACAGUGAUAGUAAAAAGUAGAACAUAAUUUUCCUUUAUUUUUAGCAUGUCACAAAAAGGAACAAUGUGAGGAUUAUUUUUAUUUUCAUUACGAUCAUUAUUUUACUUAAAAUAUUUACUUUUAAUUUUAAUAUAUAACAUGGAGUGAUAGUUCUUAACCGCUUUAUGAUAGGAUAUUAUGGGGUUUAAUUAGGGUUAUAUAUAAUGUGCCUUCUCUUAUAACAUAACAUUGAUAUACAAAUUCUAAUGUAUGUUUUUAGUAUUUCCUUCAUUUAUUAAUGACAACAAUAAUAAUCAUAAAAAGAAAGUUAAGACAUUGAAACGAAAUUAAUGCAUGAUGUUAAAACAACUAUAUUACCAUCACUUCAGCAUAAAUAAACAAA
Molecule: messenger RNA, 5764 nt
Organism: Schistosoma rodhaini
Lineage: Eukaryota; Metazoa; Platyhelminthes; Trematoda; Strigeidida; Schistosomatidae
Source: the annotation of a GenBank genome assembly